Saprolegnia diclina VS20 is the source of this 1149-nucleotide messenger RNA. RefSeq lists its product as hypothetical. The record is from RefSeq and is a predicted model, not a curated record. The transcript has a single exon. The coding region runs from base 82 to 1035 and encodes 317 amino acids. Lineage: Eukaryota; Oomycota; Saprolegniomycetes; Saprolegniales; Saprolegniaceae.
CAGCGGCAAAGCAGAGAUUCCACGCACCUCACUUUACAAUUUCGUGUCAACCAGCACCAUCCCCCCAUCAACCUCUUCACGAUGGACCUCUCUCGCAUUCUCGCGCCCAUCGAGUUGGACGCGUUUGACGACCACGACAUGACCGACGCCUCCAUGUCGUCGUCGCCUCGGUCGUCCAACGGCGGCGACUCGCCGCGCGCGUCGGCGCCGCAUCUCCGCAUGGGCAAAUGGUUUCCGGAAGAAGAGCAGUUUGCUCUCGUGCUCAUCGAGUGCUUCAUCCUCGGCGCGUUCGCCGACCUUGCGACCGGCACGUCGCUCCGGUCGUUCCUCGCCGAGAAGCUCCAGUGCCCGCCCAUGCGCAUCUCCAAAAAGUUCUCGGGCGAAGGCCACCACCUCAACUUUGCCGGCGUCUCGAUCCCCAAGAAGCUCGGCCAGAAGCGCUACUUGCGCCAGAACGUCGACGCGCUCGCGGCCGCCAAGCUCGCGUCGGUCGAUGACCUCAAGGCGUCCUUCCUCCGCGCGGUGGCAGAAGAGAAGCAGCUCGACCUCGCGGUCAAGGACAAGCUGCCGAAGCGCGCCAUGCGCAGUGAGCGCGGCGGCCUCUCGUUCGCGGCCAACAACCGCGUCGGCUACUGGUCGCGCGAAGAACAGACGUACGCAAGCAAGCUCAUCGAGGCCUUCAUGAAGGGCCAGCUCCAGCUGCGCAAGGGCACGUCGCUCCGGUCGUUCCUUGCUCACCGCCUCGGCUGCAACCCGAUGCGCGUCUCCAAGAAGCUCGCGACGUGCGCGAUUGCGGGCAUGGAGAUUCCCCGGCGCAUUGGCACGGCGACGUACCAGCCCAAGAUGUACCAAGACGCGAGCAUGGCCGAGAUCCUCCAGACCGAGCGCGAGCUGCAGUCGCUCCGGGCGCUCUGCUUUGGCGAGUCCAUCGACGUCCUCCAAGACAAGCUCCUCACGUCGUUCCCGUCGCGCCCGCUCAGCUCCUUCUCGAUGCUGUGCGCGGCCGCCCAGACGUCCGGUGUUGUGGGGCACUAAACCAGUGUUUCCGAUCUAUAUUUAAAAUACGACAUAUUAUUUAUCCUACAAACAUCAAGUUGUUUUCAAAUAAAUCAAAACAAUACAAACAGAAUAUGUGAUUGGUAAACACUG